AAAGCGAUGAUGAGAUCUGUUUAUCUAGAGGCUAAAUGGCUGCGACAGAAACUAACUUUGAGAGAGUUGUGCAGAUGACCCUUAUGAAUUCAUAUUCACGCUAAUUGUCCUUCUCCCAUUUCUGGCCUAAAUUACAGCCCUAGCAUUCGAGAACGAGCCGUCUUCUUUCACAAUCUCAGCAGUCAGCACUCUGUAGUUGCCUUUCCCUGCGGCUGCCAUUUUUCGCUCUUCAUAUUCGCUUUCUCUCUAUCCUCACUGUUCUUAAUCCUUAUUUCUUUACACCAACUAUCAUGAUUUCGUUCUCAGACCUUGUUUCAGGUUGGUUUGUUAACCAUAUUGGUGGAAGCUCGAGGUCACCAUUUAUUCCUCGUUCAGGGAGUAGUAACAGUAAUUUUAAUACUGGCAUCUGAGUCCCUUAUUCGAGAUUUCGGGUUGAGGAUGCUGAGAUUAGCGCGAUAUGAAUUCGAAGGAGACGCGCUCUAAUGAUUCGUCCUCUAUCAACAGUCUCACGUCGUUUUCAGCCUUUCUCUACAGGCAUUGCUUCAAAACCCUCGCAAGCAUUCACUUCCGCCACCCGUUCGACAAAAUGUCUGGCCCAAGUUAAAGAGGCAGAGGAAGAAGCUGCAGGUCAACCUAUAGACUCUGUUCAAGUUUUCAGGAAAUGGGGUUGUAAUGAUGAUGAUUUAGCCAGAAUUUUUGAACGGAACCCACAAUUGCGCAAAGCUGAUAUUGCCCUGCUUCAAGCGAAUCUCUCUGUGCUUAGUCGCUUGGGGCUAAAGGCACCUGACUUGGUAAGGAUAAUCAAUUGUAGGCCUAAGUUUCUUCUUAUUAGUCAAGUUCAUCGUUAUUUUGAUGAUAGAUUUGUAUAUCUUAAUUCAUUGUUUGAGUCGAAGGAAUUGCUUAAGAGAGCCAUCGUGACUAACCCUUCUCUCCUAACCUUUAAUUUUAACUCCAUUGAACCUGCUCUUGCAAAAUAUCAAGAAUUGGGUGUAAAGAAAGAAGAAUUUCUUGCCUUGAUCUGUACCCGGCCCACAAUAAUUCCAAGGACUUCAUUUAAUGAGGAGAAGCUUGAAUAUAUACGAAAGACAGGGCUUUCCCCGAAUUCAAAGUUGUAUAAAUAUGUGGUUGCAAUAGUCGGCGUCUAUCGUAUGGAAACAAUUGAUGAGAAGUUAACGAAUUUUGCCAACUUUGGAUUCUCUGAUGAUGAGAUAUUUGAGCUUAUUAGGCGGCAUCCUCUUGUCAUGACACUGUCAAUCGAGAAGAUUCAGAGGAAUAUGACCUUCAUAUUGACCGCAAUGAAGUUUGAUGCUAAAACUGUUCUUGAAAUCCCGCGUCUCCUGUUUAUAAAUCUGGAUACGUUGUUGAGGCCAAGAGUUCUCCUAGUAAGGAGGUUACAGGACAUGGAUGUUAAGUUAGAAUUUACACACCGUUCAAUAAUUCGCGCUUUGAGGAUGAAAGAGACUAGGUUUGUUCAGUUUUUCAUUGAAAGCCAACCUAAGGAAGUUGCCAAUGAGUUAAUGGAGUUCUAUACCAAAGCGAAACAAAUUAAGAGUCUAGCAGGGUCAAGAAAGAGGUUUAUUCAAAAAGGCUUUCCAUUUUGAAUUGAGAUCACAAGUUCACAACACAUAUCUGAUGCGUCUUUCACUGGUUCAACAUGGACUGGGUUUUCUUGGAAACAGGAGUGUCAGUUUUGUGUUUCAUCUGGCAGUUUCGAAUUUGUUCCUUCCUUAUGAUGCUUGAUGGUGAGUUGGCAUUCAGGAUAUUGUUGGUGAAAAAAGUGCAUAUUGGGCUUCAAGGUGGGGGAAAUAGUAAAAUAUAGCUUGGAGGAGUACACCGACCGCACUUAAACUUGAUUGAGAUGCAUCCAGGUUGAUGAAAUUCUAGAUGAAUGAACUUGGAAUUGCUCCAUGACAGAGUGCUUCAGGGUAAACCUGAACGAUGAAGCUGAGUGAUAAGAAGCCAGGUUUUUUUUUUUUUUUUUUUUGCAUAGGUGCUCUUACUAAACGCAAUCUUGUUCAAGGUAUGUUAGGUAUUAAAUGUGAGCACAUCUUUCUCAGCAGGAAUUCAAACCAAUUCUUGUUAAAUCCAAUUCUUGUUGUACCAAUUUAUUAUUAUUAUUAUAAUUAUUAUUAUUUUUGAAUGCGUUGAGAUGUUCCUAUUGAGCUGCACAAUAGAAAGCCAUUUGAAUUUUUAGGUCGAUGGGAUAUGACCUUUCCUCUGACACAAGAAACUUCAUCUUCAUGUCUCUAGUGUUCUCAUAAAUUGUUUAGAAGUAUGGAAUGUUGCUUAUUGGUUUUUCCCCCUCUUCUGAUGGAGAUAUGUUGUGAUUCUAGCAGCGUAACUUGCUGUCGUUCAAUAUAACUAUGCAACAUGGAUUAAAAACUGUGGACUGUACUGGAUCUAAGCAAGCUAUUAUUAGACUUCCUUUGAUGUCUGAUCAAGUAACUCAAUUCAAUU
This is a messenger RNA of Prosopis cineraria, 2457 nucleotides long. RefSeq lists its product as uncharacterized. The transcript has a single exon. The record is from RefSeq and is a predicted model, not a curated record. Gene Ontology annotation, molecular function: double-stranded DNA binding. The coding region runs from base 483 to 1601 and encodes 372 amino acids. Gene Ontology annotation, cellular component: chloroplast. Gene Ontology annotation, biological process: regulation of DNA-templated transcription; chloroplast organization. NCBI's taxonomy places the organism in Eukaryota, Viridiplantae, Streptophyta, Magnoliopsida, Fabales, Fabaceae.